AUGCCGAAAUCUAGAAGGUCCAAAUUACCCCUUUUUGACAUCAGAGUGAAUUCUGUGGAUAAGGAUACGGUUGUUCUCAAAGGUCCAGCGACAGAUGCAGCUCCAACGUUGUUGGCUGGUACAAUUGCGUUGUCUGUUACUGAACCAUUGCAUGUAAAAAAAAUGAAACUAAAAGUUUAUGCAACUUUGAGUUAUCGUUGGGAUGAAAAAGUGCAGAAUCAGAAGGGUCACACAUAUACAAGACCUUUUACAUUCAGUAAAAUGGUCUAUUGUUUUGAUUGGGACCAAAUAAAUUUGGAGAGAUUUUUACAUACGCACGAUCCGUUGUAUUCACAGUUCUCAAGGACAACAUCAUCGAACAGUUUAGAGAAUAUAAAGAAUGGUGUGGGAUUCACUACAGGGACUCUGACUCGGUCAAAUCGCAGUUCAGGAACAAAUCUGAAGAGGAUGGAAUCGACUACCACUUUAAAUUCUAUAGGUUCGUCUAGCUCAAUACCAGGAUUGCUAUCAUCAAGUACUAAUGGUGAUAUCAAGUCCCACAAAUCGUUGACCAAUUUGUCAUCACUGAAUUUAUCCUCAUUUACGCCAUAUUCUCAUAGCUCUUCAACAGAUCCAGUGAUUUUGCAACCAGGAAAUUACGAGUUCCCAUUCCAGUGUUUCCUUGACGGAACUAUACCCGAAAGUAUAAUCGGUCACCCAUGCUGUGAUUUGGUUUAUAGGUUGCAAUGUACGAUUGAACGUGGCAGGUUUUCGACUCCUAUAAUAACUAGGAAAUUGUUACAUGUUGUCAGAACAAUGUCUCCAGAUAAUGCGGAACUUUCAGAAACGGUUGCUGUUGACAACACUUGGCCGGGGAAAAUUGAUUAUUCCUUGAGCUCUCCCACGAAAGCUGUUGCUAUUGGUUCAUCAAUUCAGGUGCAUAUGAAUAUGCAACCACUAACUAAGGGAUUAAAAUUAGGAUCCAUCAAGGUGAAACUAGUUGAACUUGGGACUUUUUCUACUAUUCAUAGGCAGCAUUCGGAUGAGAGGGCUUUGACAACUAAACAUAUCCCUCGAGUCACUCUUAACAAAGAUGGAAUUGACCUAUGGUCUGAAGAUGCUCUAUCAGAUGAAGAGGGUGUAUUUUUCAGAUCCCAUAAUCUUGUAUUAUCGCAUGAUAGAUGGGAGGCUACAACGACUAUUCAGCUUCCACCUUCCUUGGAGUCGAUGACGCAAGAUUUAGAUAUCUUGAAUAUGUGCAAAGUUAGACAUAAGCUGAAGUUUUCUAUUGCAUUGAUCAAUCCGGACGGCCAUGUUAGUGAACUACGUGCUACUUUACCUAUAACGUUAUUUAUUAGUCCAUUUGUGCCAGUGAGGGUGAAGAGAAUCGACCAGUACGAUGAUCCAUUUUUCUCAAGUGGGUACGAAGAUGUGACAAUCCAUACUUCUGAUGAAACCAUUCUAUUCCAGCACGAAGACGUUACUGCUAAUAUUAUGCAUCAAUUGUAUGAAGUACAGCCUCACCAUAAUCAUGUUAAUGAUGUGGAAGAUGUCGAAGGCGUAGUUCCAACACCUAAUAUCAACACACAAGAUUUAAUGGCACCACCCAACUAUGAUGAUCGGGUAUUUGAUAGAAUGUUCUAUGCGUCAAAUGCUGGAGCAGAGGAAAUAGGACCGGGAUCCACCAUCACAAACCUUCAAAACGAGGUCCAUGAAGAGGCGGUUAGCGACACAGAGGAUGUAGAGGACAAUACAUUAACCGAGCUGAAUCCAUUUUCAAGUAGGCCGAGAAAGCAUAAAAAACCUGUUUUCAGUAUAGCAGAUGAUGAUGAUGGUGAUUCAGUAAUAACGAAUCAAUUUGAUCAACAAAGUAAAUCUUCUUCAUCCAAAAAUGAAUCCAUUUCAAAUUCCGCUCUAGAUUCACGUCCUGUUAUUAGUGGACCUUCGUUUAAUUCGGGGGAAAAGAUGCCCAUCAACCAUCUACCCAUAAAUAAUACACUGAUGACACCUGGUGUCUUAACACCAGUUCAACAUUUAUCCAGAGCAACAUCAUUUUCCAAUGAACAUCCGUUCUAUACACCAGUCGUACCUGGUUCAAUGAAUUCAAUUGAUGAUAACAUGUUGAACGAAAUGAAGAAACCACCACCAUACGAUGUUGCUGUUCAUUCAAUUGCUACCGUUUCGGACUUGACUCCUAUGUAUCCAUCGUCCGAAUCGGACUUGAGAGGUAAUUUGCACAUUUUAGAUUCAAGAUUGCAAAACAUUAGAAAAUCAAGAAUAGAAGGUCAUGGAUCACCAAAUAUUCAUUCACACUCUGCGGCGUCACUGCCAUAUACAAAGAGAAACAGUUACGGACACUCAAUAAUAGCUAAUAGCCAUUCACAGAACGUAACACCGUCAUUGUCAAGGAAUAUCUCAUCAUCAUCACUAUCAUCCAGACGGCAUGGAGAGGUGCACCAUUUACCAACUCUACAGAUGGGUACGAUAUCAAGAUUUGAUGUGGGAUCUCCUAGUAGAAGCUUAGUGACGACACCAGGUUCCGAAUUGAAUCAAAACAUUUACAGGGGGAAGCCUGGAAGCUCUGAGAAUGAUGAAUAUUUCACCACGCCCGAGAUCUCUAUCAACAUGCACGAUGUAAACAAGGUAUUGUCAUCUCCCAAGGCAGCACAUGUAAGUGACCAUAAUACAGUUGGUUAUGCACAGAGUCCAGUUAAGAACUUGAGAAAGAAGGCCGAGAAGGAGAAGGAGAAACCUGGGGCCCUUACAGCAAUUUCUAGGAAGAGUAGCGGGCUAUUUAUGAGUCUGAAACCAUCAACACAUAAGUAG
Messenger RNA from Pichia kudriavzevii, 2805 nucleotides. RefSeq lists its product as uncharacterized. Gene Ontology annotation, molecular function: ubiquitin protein ligase binding; protein-macromolecule adaptor activity. Bases 1 to 2805 code for a protein of 934 amino acids. Gene Ontology annotation, biological process: ubiquitin-dependent endocytosis. The record is from RefSeq and is a predicted model, not a curated record. Lineage: Eukaryota; Fungi; Ascomycota; Pichiomycetes; Pichiales; Pichiaceae. Gene Ontology annotation, cellular component: plasma membrane; cytosol; cytoplasm. The transcript has a single exon.